Suillus plorans is the source of this 834-nucleotide messenger RNA. RefSeq lists its product as uncharacterized. The record is from RefSeq and is a predicted model, not a curated record. The coding region runs from base 1 to 834 and encodes 277 amino acids. NCBI's taxonomy places the organism in Eukaryota, Fungi, Basidiomycota, Agaricomycetes, Boletales, Suillaceae. The transcript has 6 exons.
AUGAGCCACGAGAACCAAUGGUCCGAUGAAAGAAAUAGUAGCCCUGGAAGACGAAGGACAGAUGAGUUUGCAGUGCUCCUGACGAUAAUUUUAAAUCUGAUAAUACCUAGCAGAGGAACAUCCGAGCCAGUGGGUGACCUGGUAACGCGAACCUCCCCUAUUUUUACCCAUGACCAGGAAGAGCCAGGAGGUUCCGGGUUUACGGUCGUUCACGGUAAGUGUUUUGAAAUUCUCGGGCCAUCCGCACGAAGAUUAUGCGGCUCGUUGGCCUUCAAGUUCCCCGCAUUUUUUACUGCGAUGCAAUAUUAUUAUUGUCAGCCGCCGCAAGUAAAUAUUUCGGUGACUGAUCGUUUCAUCGGAUAUGAUAAUUUCCAAUCCCAAGGUUGUCGACCAAGGACUCGAACGUUUGGAACUGUCAAAAACGCGGGGUCAUUUAUCGCUACCCCUGCAUACUCGACAUUUCCCCCGACUGCCGCACUGCAUCGGAAUGACGUACCGACCGCCAUGUACGGGCGGAUAUCCUGGAGGAAUAACCAACGCAAUAACCAACACAGGGGAAACGCUCCGCUCUUGUGGUUUGGCUCCAAUGAUUCUAGGAUGACCGGCACGGGUCUCUCAGGCUGGUGCACUCCGACACUACGGAUUUACAAUUUGUAUGGCUUGCUUGGAAAGCUCCAUGGCGUAGCUGCUAGCUUUGUGCAGAGCGGUGCCAAAAUUGCCAAUAAACCACCACUGGUCGUCGUCGUCGUCGUCUGGUGGUGGAUCCAUACCGAUAUAGCAUCUGUUACGACUAGUUACGACGAAAAUAAGCCUUUCAGAGGGUUCAAGAUCUAA